Cynara cardunculus var. scolymus (artichoke) is the source of this 1440-nucleotide messenger RNA. Its product is annotated as aspartate-semialdehyde dehydrogenase. The transcript has 8 exons. Gene Ontology annotation, biological process: L-threonine biosynthetic process. Gene Ontology annotation, molecular function: NAD binding; NADP binding; protein dimerization activity. The record is from RefSeq and is a predicted model, not a curated record. Bases 1 to 1152 code for a protein of 383 amino acids. NCBI's taxonomy places the organism in Eukaryota, Viridiplantae, Streptophyta, Magnoliopsida, Asterales, Asteraceae.
AUGCAGUCUCCGGCGAUCGCUCACCGCCGCUUCCUCAAUGGCGACGCCGCUGCCACCACAUUCCCCCUCUUCCGUCUCAAACCUACUCCUUCUAUCGCCAGCCCUUUUUCAGUUCGUAUGUCACUACGAGAGGACGCCCCAUCCCUUGCUGUCGUCGGCGUUACAGGUGCUGUCGGUCAGGAAUUUUUAUCCGUCCUCUCCGACAGAAAUUUUCCUUAUCGGUCCAUAAAGAUGCUCGCUAGCAAACGCUCCGCUGGAAAGAAAUACACCUUCGAAGACAAUGAAUAUGUCGUCGAGGAGUUAACUGCUGACAGCUUCAAGGACGUUGACAUUGCCUUAUUCAGCGCCGGUGGUUCCAUUAGUAAGGAAUUCGGACCUAUUGCUACGAAUUGUGGAUCCGUUGUUGUGGAUAAUAGCUCUGCUUUUCGUAUGGAUGACAGCGUGCCGCUGGUGAUCCCUGAAGUCAACCCGGAUGCAAUGUCGCAUAUUAGGAUCGGGUCAGGUAAAGGGGCAUUGAUUGCGAACCCUAAUUGUUCUACCAUCAUAUGUUUGAUGGCCGCCACUCCUCUUCAUCGACGGGCAAAGGUAUUGCGUAUGGUGGUCAGCACAUACCAGGCAGCUAGUGGGGCUGGUGCUGCGGCCAUGGAAGAGCUUGAACUGCAGACCCGUGAGGUGCUUGAAGGGAAACGACCGACUUGUAAAAUCUUCAAACAGCAGUAUGCUUUCAAUCUAUUCUCUCAUAAUGCACCAGUCCUUCCAAAUGGAUAUAACGAGGAAGAAAUGAAAUUAGUGAAAGAGACAAGGAAAAUCUGGAACGACAAGGAUAUCAAAGUGACUGCAACGUGUAUACGAGUUCCUGUCAUGCGGGCACAUGCGGAGAGUGUGAACUUACAAUUUGCAAGCCCCCUUGAUGAGGAUGAAGCGAGGGAGAUUUUGAAGAAAGCUCCUGGUGUGGUUGUUAUUGAUGAUCGAGCUAGCAAUCACUUCCCCACUCCUUUGGAAGUUUCAAACAAAGAUGAUGUCGCAGUAGGCAGAAUCCGUCGGGAUGAGUCUCAAGAUGGAAAUUAUGGAUUGGAUAUCUUUGUUUGUGGGGACCAAAUACGCAAGGGGGCUGCUCUAAAUGCUGUCCAGAUUGCAGAGAUGUUGCUGUAAUCCAAGAUAUUUCAUUUUGUCAGGUAAAUUUAAGAUGGAAGAAUGUUUGGUUGGAAGGAGAGGCAGAAGAUGUUGAUUCUGGUUGUUGAAGACAAUGCAUACAUUGUUCUGAAUGUUCAUUAAUGGUUUAUGUUACCAUGAACUUUAUAUCACAAUUUUGAUGUAGAUCUUUCUGUGGGUUAUUUAAGGAGUUAAGGUUGAGAGUUGUAAUGGGGAUUGGAUGUUACAAUAAGAUUGUUUGCAGAAUUGUUGCCCUUGGAGGAUCAGAAGUUUGUAUUUCAAGUUUUG